AAAAAUCAGAAACCUUAACCUCAAACUUGAAAGAAAGAAAACAAUAAUAUAAAUUCCAAAUAGUUCAAAACUUUAAUCAAAUAAGAAUAAAGUAGGUAGUGAUUUGAAAUUUGAUAAUUGUAAUACAAACAUGGCAUCCAAAGAAGGAGGUGAAAAGUCAAAAGGCAGCCAAGUAACAGGAGAUAAUAAAGAAAAGAGAAGGAAAGAAUCUAUAUUAGAUCUUAGCAAAUACUUGGAGAAAAGCAUCCGUGUAAAAUUCGCAGGAGGGCGUGAAGCGGCGGGAAUUCUUAAAGGCUAUGAUCCCCUUCUAAACCUUGUGCUAGACAAUACUACGGAGUUUCUAAGAGAUCCUGAUGACCCAUACAAACUUUUGGAUGACACAAGAGCUUUAGGUCUUGUUGUUUGCCGAGGUACAUCAGUCGUUUUAAUAUGUCCAAUGGAUGGUAUGGAAGCAAUACCAAACCCUUUUAUUAAUCAGGAAGGAUAACUGUAAUUUUGAUAAGAAUAAAUUUUUAAAUAAGGCA
Bombyx mandarina (wild silkworm) is the source of this 524-nucleotide messenger RNA. It is a transcript of the gene LSm7, whose product is annotated as U6 snRNA-associated Sm-like protein LSm7. The record is from RefSeq and is a predicted model, not a curated record. NCBI's taxonomy places the organism in Eukaryota, Metazoa, Arthropoda, Insecta, Lepidoptera, Bombycidae. Gene Ontology annotation, molecular function: RNA binding. Gene Ontology annotation, biological process: mRNA splicing, via spliceosome; nuclear-transcribed mRNA catabolic process. Gene Ontology annotation, cellular component: U2-type prespliceosome; spliceosomal tri-snRNP complex; U6 snRNP.